AUGUCCAAUUUCCAGUGUCCUUCAUGCGGUAAAGCCAGUUUCAGAGAUCAGGUUGCUGUUGCUCGUCACAUGAGCCAGCCUCGCUCAGGAUGUAGCACCUGGCUACAGGAUUUAAUACAUGACUUGGACGGACCGAAUAUUCCCGGUGGUGGGCCUCAGGCUGAGGUUGAGUUCACAUUCGGAGAUAGAGACGAGUCAUUUGAAGGUAGCGGUGAGAGUGGUGGCCAGGCCUCUGAGGAGGGAUUACUUCCGAAUGGUGCCUCAGAUUUCGUCGACCAAUAUCCCAAAUCUUCUCGGACGUAUGGCAUGGGGUACACCUUCCUCGACUUAUUCAAUUCUGAUGAGAAUAGUGUGUACCGUGCCAAGAAUCCCUAUUACCCAUUCAGUGGCCGGAAGGAUUGGGAGAUUGCAUCGUGGUUACUGCGCUCAGGAUUGAGCAUGGGGAAGAUAGACAGUUUUUUAUCACUCGACAUAAUUAAGGGUCUUCCAAUAUCUUUUUCCUCGGCCAAGGAACUGCGAGGCAGAGCAGAAAUGUUGCCCAGUGGUCCACGCUGGAUGUCCCAAGUGCUCUCUACGAGUCAUCCCACCAAAUCACCCGUCGUUUUGUACUGGCGUGAUCCCUUGGACUGUAUUUCAGCCAUUCUGAAUCAUCCCUUUUUUCACGAUCGGUUAGACUUCACGCCUCGCAGGGUCUAUACUACUGCACAACGCUUGUGUCGUGUAUAUUCAGAAUGGAUGACAGGCGAUGAUGCAUGGAAUAUGCAGUCUGCCCUACCCAAAGGCGCAACACUCCUUGGAACCAUUCUAUCAUCCGACAAAACAAAUAUAUCCACGAUGACGGGUGACAGAGUUGCACACCUGCUUCUCGUCAGCCUUGCGAAUAUCAACAUGUCCACACGACUCAAGACAUCGUCCAACUCCUUUGUACUCACCGCCUUGCUCCCCGUACCUAAAUUUAUACAUAAGAAUAAACGCAUGCGAGGUGUACUCGAGGAUCGCUUAAUUCAUGAAUGUUUAGAUAUCGUCCUGCGUCCACUCAAGCAGGCUGCACGUGAAGGAGUCAUGUUAUCAGACCCUCUGGCUGUCGUUCAAACAAGGGCAGAUCCCAACGAUAUUGAAGCCUUCUUUCGCGAAGCGCAGAAAUUUCGCCUGAACGGUGUCUCUAAACCUUUCUGGCAGGACUGGACCCUUGGUGAACCGUCUCAUUUCCUCACUCCAGAAUUUCUGCAUCUCAUUCACCGAGAAUUCUACGAUCACGACGUCAAGUGGAUGAUUUGUGCGGUCGGGGAUAUGGAAAUUGAUUUCCGGUUUUCUGUGUUGCAGCCCGUCACUGGCUUUCGUCAUUUUUACGGUGGUAUCUCCAAGCUAAAACAGGUUACAGGUCGAACUCAACGUGACAUUCAGCGUUCGAUCGUUGCAGUCAGUGCGGACGCAGCACCUAGUGCUGUGAUCACUGCUUCACCACGUAUUGAUGAAGACGACAUCAAGCGCAUUUCUGGAGCCCUCGAUGAAUUUCACGCCAAUAAACACGCUAUCACAGCUGGAGGAUUUCGUCGAGGCAACAAGAACAAAGUUAUCGAUAACUGGUACAUUCCAAAAUUGGAGCUCAUGCAGAGUAUAGUUCCCAGCAUCCGCAACACUGGUGUCGCCAUGCAAUGGACUGCAGACACAACAGAGCAUGCACACAUUACAGAGAUUAAAGACCCCGCGCGAUCAAGCAACAACAACAACUAUGAUCCUCAAAUUUGUCGACAUCUCGACCGGGUUGAUAAGUGCCGUCGCUUUGACCUUGCAAUGAGUCUCGUGGAUGGUAUGGCAAGCUCGAGGCUACAGGAUGACAAUAUUGGUGAUGAUGUUGACUUUGAUGCGGAUGAUGAUGAUGACCUCCCCACGGAAUUUACGGCCACUAUAAAAUGUCCUGGACAUUCGCGCCCAAUCACCAAUUACUUUGUGAUUGUGAAGAUCCUCCAGCAUAAGGAGGUUGGGACUGUCCCUCUGCCAUUGCGCACAUUCGUCAUCGGACGCACGGCCUAUCAUCUCACAUAUUCCCCAUCCAUCAGAUCCAUCUCCAUCAACGAUGCUGCUAUCAAAUUCGGCCUUCCUGACUUACGGCUGGCCAUUGCUGAUUUUCUUCGUCGCGAAGCUACCCACGGACAGAAUUAUGUCCACACAAUUGGGGGAGCCAGGAGGGCUGGACCUACUGCUUCCCUGCCAUUUGAUAAAAUUCAAAUCUGGUUCAAACUUCGCCUACAGGACACAGAGUUUCACGACAGUAGCAUCAUACGGCCCGCGCAGACCCUGAAUUGUGUGCCGCCUUCUGAUGUCUGGAACUCUGGUAGGUACGACUCAGCUAUUGUGAACAACGAGUCAGGGUGCCUUUGGCCUGCUCAUGGUCUUCGUGGUCACACAAUUGGUCAAAUUAGACUUAUCAUGCGUCCAGUUGGAAGAAUCAACACGGAUUGGUCAUGGGAGGACCGUUUCCUUGUCUAUAUGUACCGGUUUGAUGGUACAACAAGCGCUCGUGAUCCUGCCACACAGUUGCACUCGAUCAGAAGGGCGAAAUGUUCCAACGGUACAUUAGUGGGCGAUAUUAUACCACUGACGCAGAUCAAGGCUCCUGUUAAUCUCAUUCCUCGCUUUGGAGCCAGUGCAGACAGCCGUUUUACCUCACAGAACAGCAUGGAGCACGCGUCAGAGUUUUGGGUAAAUAAAUUUUGGGACAAGAACACAUUCUUUCCGCUCUCUAUGUAG
Messenger RNA from Suillus fuscotomentosus, 2751 nucleotides. RefSeq lists its product as uncharacterized. Lineage: Eukaryota; Fungi; Basidiomycota; Agaricomycetes; Boletales; Suillaceae. The record is from RefSeq and is a predicted model, not a curated record. The transcript is spliced from 7 exons. The coding region runs from base 1 to 2751 and encodes 916 amino acids.